AGGGUCAUGUCCUGUUCACUCAUAUAUUCCUGUCCGGGGAAGCGCUAUUUACUCGCUGCUGGAAAACCGUGACAGGAGGCUUUAGCGCUCAGCAGCAUGGAAGUCACCAAAGGAGAGGAGCGAUCGGCUGAACAGGCGGCGUCUUUAUUUGGGACACAAGAGCUGGAGAGCCAGAGGAACACCGACCGUGGAAAGAAAAGGAAUACCCACUGUAAAAUCAUUGUUGGGGUUCUGCUGCUGAUCUUACUGGUGGUCAUCCUGGCUGUGGUGAUCUCAGUGAGAAAAAGUAAUAAUGGAAAAGCAGAUGGGAUGCUCUGGCUGCAGAAGACCUCUGAGGAAACUGAACAGCCACAAUGUCCACCUGGUUUUUCCAGACCUCCUCUGAUUCUGGUGUCUUUGGACGGUUUCCGAGCAAAAUAUCUGAAAGAUCACAGGAGCCACUUGCCUAUCAUCAACAAGUUGCGCAACAUCGGAACAACAGCACCAUACAUCAGGCCUGUUUAUCCCACAAAGACCUUCCCGAACCAUUACAGCAUUGUUACCGGUCUUUAUCCUGAGUCUCACGGGAUUGUGGACAACAAGAUGUAUGAUGUGACCCGAAAUGCUUUUUUCAGCUUGAAAACUGAUGAGAAAUUCAACGCAAAAUGGUACCAAGGAGAACCAGUUUGGAUCACUGCUAUGCGUCAGAAAGUGAAAACUGCUACUUUCUUCUGGCCAGGCUCAGAUGUAGCCAUCAAUGGCACCUUCCCGAAUUUCUACAUGAAAUAUGAUAAGACUAUUCCAUUUGAGAGCAGAGUGUCAACGCUAUUUGAGUGGCUAAGUUUACCUCAAGGAGAAAGAGCUGACUUUUAUACUUUGUACCUGGAAGAACCUGACACAUCAGGCCAUCGUUACGGGCCAGGAAGUAACCAGGUGAUUCAGGCCUUGGAAAAUGUGGACAGGAUUAUGGGCAUGCUGAUGGAUGGCCUGACAGUGAGAGACCUGCAUCACUGUGUCAAUAUAAUAAUCAUAUCUGACCAUGGCAUGGAGGAGGCUUCAUGUGAAAGGGCAGUGUUUGUGUCAACUUACCAAGACCAUUCUGCUGACUUUACUGUCAUCCAAGGCCCAGCUGCUCGCAUUAGACCAACUCAACUCCCAGAGGAUUAUUUUUCAUUCAAUUAUGAGGGCCUUGUAAAGAACCUGUCGUGCAGGAUCCCUGACCAGCCAAUGAGGCCGUACCUCAAAGAAAACCUCCCAAAAAGGAUGCACUUUGCUCGCAACAUACGCAUAGAGAGGGGUCACCUUUACAUGAAGCCGGGCUGGCAAGCAGCACUUGACCGUAAGGAAAUCAAGUAUUGCUCUGGUGGAUUCCACGGCUCAGAUAACGUCUUCACCAACAUGCAGGCAAUUUUCAUAGGUUAUGGUCCAGGAUUCAAAGAAAACACUGUUGUGCCCCCAUUUGAAAACAUUGAAAUAUAUAACCUCAUGUGUGAUCUCCUUGGUAUUCGCCCUGCUCCAAACAAUGGGACCCACGGCAGUCUAAACCAUCUCCUCAAAAAUCCCGUUCACCUGCCAGUUAACCCAGCCCAGCUCUCCCAUGACUCCCUGUGUGAGGCCACUGGCCCUGUCCCCACGGACAACCUGCAGUGCACCUGUAAAUCCCAAACCCCGGCAAUGGAAAUGGAUAUGAAUGGAAAUCUCACGACACCUAAUUCAGAUGCUAAGGCCAGCUUACGUCGCCUCCACCAUCCAUUCGGCACCCCACGAGUUGUCCAGUCAGAUGCAAGCUUCUGUCUGCUGCACCACUCUGACUACCUCAAUGGAUACAGCAAAGACCGGCUUAUGCCCCUCUGGGUGUCGUAUACUAUCAAGCCUCUGACCAGAAUGCAACGCCUAAGCCCAGAGUUGGAGGUGUGUGUUCGUGCUGACAUACGCAUCCCACCAGCCGCCAGCCAGCUGUGUAUGCGUUACAGAGAUGACCCCACUCUGUCCUAUGGCCUUCUGCAUCCCCCCAAUCUGAAUGCCAGUGGUCCAGAGACAGACUCUCUAAUUACCAGCAACAUGGCACCAAUGUUCCCUGCAUUUAAAGAUGUCUGGGCCCAUUUCCAUGAUGUCCUGCUUCCAAAAUAUUCACAACAGCUGAAUGGAGUCAAUGUCAUGAGUGGGCCAAUAUUUGAUGAAGACUUUGAUGGAAAUGUUGAUGCAGUCGGAAAAAUUUCUGGGAAUGAGGCUCCCAUCCCAACACAUUUCUUUGUCAUCCUGACAAGCUGUAAAAACUCGGCCUUCAGCCCUGUUAAUUGUGAGGGUCCACUUCAAGUCAAGUCCUUCAUCCUGCCCCACAGACCCGACCACACAGAGAGCUGUGCUAAUGGGUCGGACUUGACAUGGGUGGCGGAUUGGCUGCAGUUUCAUACUGCUCGAGUCCGAGACAUCGAGCUUCUGACGGGACUCAGUUUCUACCACGACAGAUUAUCAGUGGAAGAGACGUUACAGCUCAAGACAUUUCUACAGACUGCUUAAAAUCAGAAAUGUUGUCAAAUGAAGCUUAAAUUACCAAAGAAGUCAUUUUGCUCUCCAGAUGUGUGUCCAUGUGGACACAUAAUAAUCCAGAAACAAUGGCUUUUACAGAUGCCGCACUUAUAACAGUUUACUGUUCAAGGACCAAAUUGACCCCAACCUUAAGUUCCUUCCAUUUUCCUAUGUCUGAUAUCACAUCAAAUUUGACAAACAUCACAUGUGCAAAAGCUCAGCUUUUUAUCAUGUUUUUAUAGAUGAUUGUACAAGAAAAGUCAAGUAUAUUUUCAUGAUUGGGGCAUCUACAUGCAAACAGAUCUGGUAAAUGCCUCUUAAGUGCUUCCUCAGAUAAGAAAGUGGGUAGGCAGAAAUAAAAUAAAAGUGAAAACAAAGCAUGUGAUGAUGAAAGAAUUACUUAUGUCACAUGAAUUCAAUGGCAGCAGGAAACAGCAUCUCUGAUGGGAUCUAAGGAUUUGGAAAUAUUACCGUUUGCUGACUGAAUCUUGCAGUAUAUCUGGAGAGGUGGCUGUGGCAGCUGGAAAACAUCCAACAUAAAUGAGUUUUGUUUUUGCCAAAUGUUGUCUUUUAAUUUUUAUGUUUUUUUCACUGGUGUUAAUUUUAGUAUUUUGUAAAUUUCGAAGAAAUGUCUGUGUGCAUGGACAGUGCACAAUAGCGGUGAGUACACUCCUGUGAAAAAUAUCACCUAAAAAAUUAAAAUUGUAUCAGUGAUUGCCUAAUAUUAAAAACACUGCUCCCACAGUAAGAAGUCAA
Stegastes partitus (bicolor damselfish) is the source of this 3264-nucleotide messenger RNA. It is a transcript of the gene enpp1, whose product is annotated as ectonucleotide pyrophosphatase/phosphodiesterase 1. The transcript is spliced from 23 exons. Gene Ontology annotation, cellular component: cell surface. Gene Ontology annotation, biological process: negative regulation of fat cell differentiation; inorganic diphosphate transport; regulation of bone mineralization. Lineage: Eukaryota; Metazoa; Chordata; Actinopteri; Pomacentridae. Bases 97 to 2499 code for a protein of 800 amino acids. Gene Ontology annotation, molecular function: nucleic acid binding; metal ion binding; dinucleotide phosphatase activity. The record is from RefSeq and is a predicted model, not a curated record.